Molecule: messenger RNA, 4846 nt
Organism: Achroia grisella
Lineage: Eukaryota; Metazoa; Arthropoda; Insecta; Lepidoptera; Pyralidae
Gene: stau
Product: maternal effect protein staufen
Exons: 18
Coding region: 151-2760 (869 amino acids)
Source: RefSeq, a predicted model, not a curated record
AUUUUUAACAUGGCCGCAUGUUGAACUGUACGAUUUUCUUUACUGUUUGCCAAAAUAAAACAACACUGGCGUGAUUUUAAGUGGAUUUAUGUUGAACGCAUAGCUUGAAAAAUAUUUAUUAGGUGACGCAAGUUAUUGUAAUUGGUGAAGAUGAUGCAUCACCCGAACAUGCAUCAUCCGCCGAUGUCGGGGCAUCCGCCGCAGCACAUGCCUGGUCAUCAAGCUAUGCCUGCACAUCAUCAGAUGCCGCCUCAUCAGGUCCACAGAGAGAGCAGGCACGUAACAAUAACUAGGGUGUCCCUGGGUCCGACACAAGCGGGGGGCGGCAUGGGCGCACACGGGCACGGGCACGGGCACGGGCAGGCCCUGGGCGGCAUGGGAGCGAUGGCCGUGCCACCGCCGCACCAUGCCCAGCAGCGCCCGCCGCACGCCAUCCGCGCUAUGCCACAUCAUCCGCCAGCGCAACACCAUUCAGUGCCACCGCAACCGAUGAAGAGCUUGCGGCGGCCGUACCCGGUGACGGGCGGGUACGGGCCGGCGAGCGGGCCGGGCGUGGUGCCGCUGUACCAGCCGGCGCACCCGCCGCCCGCCGCGCCGCAGCCCGCGCCCGCCGCCAUGCCGCCCGCCGCCACUCUGCCGCACACAGGUCUGCGCAAACCUCCACCGCCUGUUUUAACAUCGAAGCCUAAGCUAAACUCUAAAUUUGGAACAUCAGCGAGUAGUACAAAGCCGGCGAGUAGUAAUACAAGUACAGGAGCGGAAGCGGUAGCGAGCGCGAGCGCGGGAGAGGCAGCGGCGGCGGUGGCGGUGGCGGUGGCGAGUGCAGACAAGGUCGCCAGCGCGGCGCCGGCCGACGGCGAGGCGGCUCGCCCGGCGCCCGCACAGGCCAACAGUAAAGAGAAGACUCCUAUGUGCCUGGUCAACGAACUGGCCAGGUACAAUAAGAUUAAGCACCAAUACCGCCUCACAUCAGAAUCUGGACCUGCUCACAAGAAAGUAUUCACAGUAACACUCCGUUUGGGUGAUACUGAGGAAUACACAGCUGAGGGCUCGUCCAUAAAGCGCGCACAGCACGCGGCGGCGACGGCGGCGCUGGCGGGCACCGGGUUCGCGCCCCCGCCGCCCCGCGCCGCGCCCGCGCUCGCCGCCGCGCACCCGCACCACCGCCACUCCGGUACAGUGAUGCCGACGGUGGAGCUGAACGCGCUGGCGAUGAAGCUGUGCCAGCCGGCCGUGUACACCAACAUCCCGCCCGUGGCGGCGGCGGCGGCGGCGCGGCUGCCCCGCGUGCGCCCGCCCUUCAGGCUGCCCGCGCCCCCGCACGGGCCGCAGCCCAUGCCGGGCUUCCUAGGAUACCAGCGCAUGGUGACCCCGGGUCUGGUGUACCGCGUGCGCGUGGUGGUGGGCGGGCGUGCGUGGCUCGGUGAGGGCGGCACGCCGCAGGCAGCACGGCACGACGCCGCUGCACGUGCUCUAAGGGACCUGCGCGUGCAGCCCGCCGCGACCGCCGCCGCCUCCUCCGCCCCCGUCUCCCCCGCAGCCGCCCCCGGCGGGGACGCGCAGCCGCCCGCCGACACGGACGACGGGGACGGUACUACAGAUUUGCUGAGUUCGGAAGUGAAAUCUCCUGUAUCGUUAGUACAUGAACUGGCACUCAAGCGCAACUUAUCCGUGCAGUUCUCCGUGAAAUCUGAACGCGGCCCGCCGCAUAUGAGGGUGUUUGUGACGGCGUGUACGGUGGGCGAAAUCGAGACGGAAGGUGAAGGCAACGGGAAGAAGGUGUCGAAGCGACGCGCGGCUGAACGCAUGCUGGACGAGAUGCGGCGCCGCUGGCCCGCCGCCAUGCUGCGCGCGCGCCCGCCGCAAGACCGCCGCCGGCUGCAGCCCGCCAAGAAGAAGCCCAGGAACCUCAUCAAGGAGGGUGGUGCGGGAGGCGGCGGUAGCGGCGGCGGGGGCGGCGGGGGCGGCGCGGGCGCGAGCGGCGGCGCGGACAACCCUAUCUCGCGGCUGGCGGUGGCGCGGCACGCGGUGCGCGCGCGCAGCCCGCAGUACCGCGUGGUGGAGGAGCGCGGCGCGGCGCGGCGCAGGGAGUUCCUCGUGCGCUGUGACGCGCCGCCGCACUCCGCCACCGGCCUCGGGCCCAACAAGAAGACCGCCAAGCGCCGCGCCGCACACAACGUACUAUUAGCAAUGGAAAAGACCGGGUUGCUCGAUAACAAUAAUUCAACUGCCGAUAACGAGACGGAAACGGGCUCCAACAACACCGCCGAUGUCAACAAAAAUGGCGAUACCAAAAGAAAAGAGGGCGAGUCAGGGUCCGGAAGCGGAGGAGCCGGGGGCGAAGUGCGCCAGCCAGUACCGGGCGUCCUGCUCAUGGACUACCACCAGCGGUCUGGGCAGCCCGCGCAGCCCAACGGAGUAAGCGAGACAAGUGCAACAGGUGGCAACGGCGGCAACACUCCGGGCGCGAAGGACCAACUAAUGUACCUUUCGGAACUGCUCGGAUUCACGGUUCAAUUUUCCGAUUUCCCCAAACGGAACCACGGCGAGUACCUGUCACUGGUGUCGUUGUCGACGGAGCCGCCCGUGAUGUGCCACGGGGGCGGGCCCUCCACGCAGCACUCGCACGAGCAGUGCUCGCGGGCGGCGCUGCGGGCGCUCGCACUCAUGGGGCUCGACGCGCCGCAGGCGGGAAUGGCGACCAUGGGUGGUACUCCGGCCGCGAAGCCAGCUGUCAUCAGCAACGGUAUCGCCGACUAGGAGCGGCCCACGCUCCGCCAAGUAUCAACAAGCGUCAUUACCCUCCAAUCCUUGUUACUCGGUCCAAAUGCAAUAUCACUCACGUCGUGUAUAUUUCAAUGCGCGAAAUAUCUAGUUCGGGACGACUUCAUUUCCUUUUAAAUGUUGUUAUUCUAUUUUAUUCUAUUAGACAUAUUAUAUCUAUCUACGACAUAUUUACAACACAAUUUGAUCUCGGGUCUUGCAACACUAGAAGUUUUUUUUUCUUUUAUUCUAAACGUUUCCUAUUGAGAAUAACGUUUAUGUAUAUAGUUUGUUAUUGCGUUCUGUUCCGGGAGAAUAUUUUAGUUGCUCUCAAACUUUUUAAUUUUUAUAUCAGAAAACGUGGUUCACAAAGUAGGUGUAUUUUUAGUACUCAACACAUAUUUACGACUCUAAACUUUUAUCUUAAAAUUUAUAAUUACAGGUUAAUACAUGUCAGUUAUACCUGUCUCUUGUUUUUUAGAACAUUAUCAAUGUGAAUGUUAUUUUUUAUGACGACGGCGAGAUUGUGUACCUGGCUAUAUUUAUAAAAUGUAGCCGACUUAUGUUAUUAACUUAUUAGAUAGUUAUUGGACAUGAAUUGUCAGUAAAAAUAUGUAGUAUCGAUUAAAUAUACGAAACUGAGGCUGUGAAGCCAAACCAAAACAGUUUCAUUGGGACAUGGCAGCGCAUCACCGAUUUAUUUAAGAGGCGUUUUUCGCCCGCAACUAAUUUAGACUUCUAUACAUUUUAUAUAGCUUAAUAUGAAAUUUAAAUUCUCUUCUAUGAAGUGAUAUUUCGAAACGACAGAUUAUAAAUCAUUCGGUGCCUAGCUGCCGUCCCGACGAACGCUAAAGUUGCAUCAUGCGGCCAUGGUGUCACCUUAGUUUAGCUAAUAGGUAAUCGCCAUAGUCCUUGACGCUGUACUGUAGCUCCAAACUGGGAACAGAAGCGCAGUGACCGCUGCGUUUUGCACUCGGGGAGUACGGCGAUUAUAAGAUUGUGGCCUCGAUUUUUAACUGACGACUAAGUGAGUGAUGUAUUUCUCCGACCCUAAGCUCUGAAAUGUGUAAUUCUAGAUAUAAGUUAAAGCGAAAAAAUUGCGACACGAAAUGAAAUAGCGAUGGAUUCUUAUCAACUUAGGCUAAGAUUGAUAAUUGCUUGUUAUUUUUUAGGCUCAGUAUAUAUUUUUAUCUAAUGCAUGUUCCCAUAAUGUUUAGGUUAGUGAAUGACUAACAUAACAGUCUUUCUAGAUGUAACUGUAAGCGAUACGAUGGAUCGGUGACUAUUUAUAUUAUGUAAAAUGUAAUGCCCGAAUGGCCGACGGCCGCCUCGAUCACUGUGUGAUCUGCCCCUUGUUGAUUGUACGUUUCAUUGUUAUGGGUCUCUUAUUAAUAAGGCUUAUAACUAGACACGAUGCUUUUAACAUCAUGAAAUUAAUGACUGUAUUUUAUUUUUAUCAAAAUUGUUUGUCUAUGUCUAAACUGUAUGGAAAUCACGCGUUUAGGAAUUGCUUUGAUUCUACGUGUUUUAAGGACUUACUACGGCUGAGUAAUGUACGUAGUUCGUGAAUCAAGCUUCUAGAAUACGACUAGUUUGUGUUUCAGUGUGCGUAUUGAGGUAUAUGGACGCAUAAUUGAACUUUCUAACACUAACUAAUCAAUAUUCGCCGAUGCUGAGGCAUCGUGUCUGUUAUAGCCUUACCUUGUGUUAUAUGCGGUAGCUAUGUCUAUAUCGCGACCGUUUAUCAAGUCGAGUCGAAUACAUUUAUACUGAUAAAAUGUACUCGUAACCACUUGUAAACCAUACUGUUUGAAGUAUAGCGUCGAUCUAUUCAUAAGUUCUUUGUUGAUGUAAACGAUAUUAAAUCGAGGCCAUUGAUAAUUUCUUCAUGUUGAAAGUUACGCAAGUAACUAAGCAUAAAGAAAUUGAAUAAUUAUUGAAAACGCCCAAACGGGCGUUCAAGAAGUGUUUUAUUUAUUUUGUUCUAAGUAACUAAUAUUUUAUAUGAUGUGGAUGGAGUAAGUCCCUACUUCAAAUUCGUGCUUCUAGCGAUCUAUUAUAAGAAUAAAGUUAAAUAUUUGAA